Messenger RNA from Caenorhabditis sp. 36 PRJEB53466, 1961 nucleotides. The record is from the annotation of a GenBank genome assembly. NCBI's taxonomy places the organism in Eukaryota, Metazoa, Nematoda, Chromadorea, Rhabditida, Rhabditidae.
AUGAACCUUCUCGUAUUCUUGGCAAUAUCAAUUGCCACGUCACACGCACUCACUCUUCUCAGAGAUCCAAUCACGAGAAAAGGCGCAGAGAGAGGGCUGAGAUAUUUGGGGAAGUACAAGUACGAGGAAGGAUACAUCAAGGCGCCCAUCGACCAUUUCUCUUUCACCAAUGACUAUGAAUUCGAUUUGAGGUUUGCAUUUAUUCAUUCAGUUUCUACAUGGCACUCGAGUUUUCCAGAUACUUUCUGAACACGGAUCACUUCGAGAAGGGCGGUCCCAUUCUGUUCUACACUGGGAAUGAAGGAAGUCUCGAAGCGUUCGCGGAGAACACCGGGUUCAUGUGGGACCUGGCGCCCGAACUGAAGGCUGCCGUCGUCUUCGUUGAGCAUCGCUUCUACGGAAAAUCUCAGCCAUUCAAGUGAAACGAAAUGAUUGAUUCUCUAACAAUACACGUUUGUUCAGAAACGAGAGUUACACUGAUAUCAGACGUCUCGGCUAUCUUUCUUCUCAACAGGCUCUUGCGGACUUUGCCCUUUCUGUUCAGUUCUUCAAGAACGAAGUUUACAUGCCUAAAAGAUAACGUAUUAAACAAAAGAUCUUUAGAAGAUCAAAGGGGCCAACAACGCGGCGGUCAUCGCAUUCGGAGGAUCCUACGGAGGAAUGCUCUCCGCUUGGUUCCGCAUCAAGUAUCCGCAUCUGGUCGAUGGGUCCGAUGCGGCUUCAUCUCUUCAUUUCCCAACUCUUUUCUUUUCAGAGCAAUCGCCGCAUCUGCCCCAGUCUUCUGGUUCCCAGAUUCGAACAUUCCAGAAGAUGUCUAUGACUUUGUACGAGUCUCCUUCUUCUUGAACUCCCAGUAUGAAACGGACUGUUUCAGAUCGUAACCCGUGCUUUUCUCGACGCUGGAUGCAACAGAAAAGCGAUAGAAAAGGGAUGGAUCGCACUGGACGAACUAGCGAAGACUGACAGCGGAAGACAGUUCCUGAACGUUCUCUACAAACUCGAUCCCAAGUCGAAACUAGAGAACAAAGAUGAUAUCGGAUUCCUGAAAGUGAGGGAAACAGACUAUUUCAUUAUUCAGCUCUCUUUCUCUCUCUCUCUUUCAGCAGUACAUCAGAGAGUCAAUGGAAGCGAUGGCGAUGGUCAACUAUCCUUACCCGACAUCCUUCCUGAGCAGUCUUCCUGCGUGGCCCGUCAAGGUAACCCCUCCUUUUUCAACUCUGCUUCAACUGUCUUCUUAGGAAGCUUGUAUAUUCGCCAAUCAACCAGGCCAAUCCCAAGAGCAGUCGGCGGAGCAGUUGUACAAUAUCGUCAAUCUGUACUACAACUACACUGGCGACAAGUCGACGCAUUGUGCGAACGCAGCCAAGUGCGACAGUGCGUACGGAUCCCUCGGCGACCCGCUGGGAUGGCCGUUCCAGACGUGCACCGAGAUGGUGAUGCCGUUGUGCGGAAGUGGAUAUCCGAACGAUUUCUUCUGGAAAGACUGUCCUUUCACCACACAGAAGUAUGCGGAAUUCUGUGCGCAGACGUCAGUUCCCCCUGAGCAUCCUCUCCAAUUCAUUGUGAGCUCGUUCAGAUUCUCCGCCAUUUCGUACAACAAGACACUGCUUCGCCCACUCGCCGGCGGUCGUGCUUUCGGAGCUAAUUCGCUUCCUUCCGCGUCGAAUAUCGUCUUCUCGAACGGAUACUUGGACCCAUGGAGUGGAGGAGGAUACGCGCAUUCUGACAAGACGGAGGGCUCGGUGAUCAGUGUAAUUUUGAAGCAAGGAGCACAUCAUUACGAUCUGAGAGGCGCUCAUCCACAAGAUACGGAAGAGGUGGGAAAGCGGAAUUUGCAAAGAGAGAGAGAGAGAAGGGAAUGAUUUUAGGUAAAAAGAGUGCGGGCGAUGGAGACUGUGGCCAUCAAGAAAUGGAUAAAGGAGAAGGCGAAGAAGCAGUUGAGAGAGAUGAUGUUCCGAUGA